AUGCAACCUCCACCACCUCCGAUCUGCAUUUCCCGAGUUUCGCGCUACUCACGAAUGUGGCGCCAUUUCGACGUAGGAUUGUACCGAUUCUUAAAGAAUCAGGUGUACAUUCCACUUCUAAGCCAUCAACUUCCCACAGUCUUGGCUAUGCUCCGAAAUCUUGCUACUCUCUUUGCAGUUUUUGGAGUGGUCCUGGCUUGGCACGGCAUAAGAACACACUACAUCUGUUGGGUGUCGCUAUCAGCGUUAGAGCUUGUUAUGGAAAGACUUGGUAGUGUUUUAUGGAGGACUAAAACCUCCCAGGAGUUUCGAAGUUCACUUGGAGACGUUAAUACAAGAAGGCUUAUGGCAGUUUUAAUGGUAGCUACUGUUAUUCCAGGAAUAUUCGGAGUGUUCUUUUUCUUGGGAGUAGAUGGUGUUGGAUCAGCAAUCUUUGAAAAACUUAUCAUUCAAGGAGUGAAAGAUAUCCUAUCUUUCAACGUGCUUCCCAUGAGCACUGGCUUCAUGAUUUUGCACAUGGUGUUCCUUGGAUACUUCUACAACAAUGUAUGCAUGGAAUUUGAUGAAGCUCCUACCACGAAAAAAGAAGCAAAACAAGAAUGA
Strongylus vulgaris is the source of this 603-nucleotide messenger RNA. Lineage: Eukaryota; Metazoa; Nematoda; Chromadorea; Rhabditida; Strongylidae. The record is from the annotation of a GenBank genome assembly.